Messenger RNA from Sturnus vulgaris (Common starling), 2593 nucleotides. RefSeq names its product nitric oxide associated 1 (gene NOA1). NCBI's taxonomy places the organism in Eukaryota, Metazoa, Chordata, Aves, Passeriformes, Sturnidae. Gene Ontology annotation, molecular function: GTP binding. The record is from RefSeq and is a predicted model, not a curated record.
AUGCUCCGCCUGGGCCCCGCGCUCCUGGCCCGCCUGGCCCGCGCCCGGCCCCGCACCCCGCUGCGGCGGUGCGGGGCGGCGGCGGCAGGCGGUGGCGAGGAGCAGGAGCGCUUCGUCUUCCUCGAGUACGAGCCGGACCCGGCUGAGAGGGCGGCGGCGGCGGCGGCGACGCUACGCCGGGAGUGGGAGCUGAAGCCGGAGCGGGAGCUGAAGCCGAAGCCGCGACGGGAGCGGCGGGCGCGGGGCGCAGCGGUGGCGGUGCCGAGCACGUCCGACCCGUCGGUGCCGCCGAGCGGCCUGAGCUGCUCGGGCUGCGGGGCCGAGCUGCAGUGCGGGGACGGCGGCGCGCCGGGCUUCGUGCCGGCCGAGAAGUACCGCAGCCUCCUGCAGUGCGAGGGCCCCGCGGGGCUGCGCGGUACCGUGUGCCAGCGGUGCUGGGCGCUGGCGCACUACGGGAGCGCCCUGCGGCUGCGGCUGCCGCCCGACGAGCACCGCCGCGUGGUGAGCGCGGCCCUGCGCCGCCCGCCGCCCCACGGCCGCGGGCCGCUGCUGCUCUACGUGCUCGACGUGAUGGAGCUGCCCGACCCGGUGCUGCCGCAGCUGCCGGCGUUGCUGGGCCCCGACGUGCCCGCCUCGGGCGUGCUGGUGGUGGGCAACAAGGUGGACCUGCUGCCCGCAGACUGCCCCGGGCACCUGGGGCGGCUGCGGCAGCGGGUGGCGGCGGCCUGCGCCCGGGCCGGGCUGCGGGGAGCCGCGCUGGUGGACAUCCGCCUGGUGAGCGCCAAGACCGGCUACGGCGUGGAGGGGCUGAUCAGCCGGCUGCAGCGCUCCUGGAAGUGCGCCGGAGAUGUCUACCUGCUGGGCGCCACCAACUCCGGCAAGUCCACGCUCUUCAACACCCUGCUGCGCUCCGACUACUGCAAGUCCCGCGCCUCCGACAUCAUCGACAGGGCCACCGUGUCCCCGUGGCCAGGAACAACACUGAACCUAUUAAAAUUUCCAAUUAUUAACCCUACGUGUGACAGGAUAUUCCGAAGGCAGGAGAGGCUAAAAGAAGAGGCAACAAAAACAGAAGAUCAGCUAAGCCCUGAAGAAAAAAAGUACCUUAAUCAACUUAAAAAGCAAGGUUACCUAGUGGGAAGAGUUGGAAGAACAUUUCAACAGCAGAAGUCUAGUGCUGAGAUUGACUUUGACCCUGACCUGCUCUCCUACAGCAUGGAUGAAGAUCCUAAAGAUCCCCCUAAGAAGCACGAGGAAAGGGAGGAGUUCACUCACAAUGAAGUGAAGGAUGCUCGGUGGUGUUUUGACACGCCAGGAAUUGUAAAAGAAGACUGUAUUUUGAAUCUCCUAACUGAGAAGGAAGUAAAGCUGGUUUUGCCAUCACAUGCAAUUGUUCCACGGACGUUCAUUCUCAAGCCAGGAAUGGUCUUGUUUUUAGCAGCCUUGGGACGUAUAGACUACUUAGAGGGAGAAAAGCCUGCCUGGUUUUCUGUCUUGGCUUCUAACCUCUUGCCAGUCCAUGUUACUACACUGAGUAAUGCAGACACUAUGUAUGAGAAGCAUGCAGGCCAACAGUUCCUAAAGGUUCCCAUGGGUGGGGAAGACAGAAUGAAAGAGUUCCCUCCACUUGUCCCUCAGGACAUUAGACUGAAAGGAAUUGGUACCACUGAGGCAGUUGCAGAUAUCAAGCUUUCCUCUGCAGGCUGGGUGGCAGUGACAGCUCACGCAGAAGAGGAAUUGCAGCUCCGAGCCUACACUCCCAAGGGCACUGCCUUGGUGGUGCGGGAGCCUCCCCUUUUGCCUUACAUCAGUGCCAUCAGAGGGCCCAGGAUUCCAGGCACUCCUGCCUAUAGGACCAAAAAACCUCCUUCCUUUGUGGAAAACCUAAGGACCACGGGAAGCAGAUAGCCCUUCUCAUCAUCUGAGCAAGGCAGAAGACAGAACAGCCCGUGAAGAACCUUGUGGCUUACUGGUAUUCAGAAAAUGUUGGACUCAUUCUGAAAGGCCAGCAGGCACAUUUUGGGAAGCAGACCUGGGGGGAACCUCCACAAGUCCACAUCUGAUCCAGCUGCUGAGCUGCAGCCAUUUUGAAUGACCUGAGGGGCUGGGACCUUGCUGUGGGGGGGGGAAACAGCUUCUCCCUUGGAUCUGCAUUGAUGGACAGAUCCCUUUACCUGUCCCCUCUUGAAAUACAGGGUGGAAACUCAAUGGUCCGACUUUGCUGCUCAUAGAGUAGGCAUGCUCCCUCAUGUCAGAAAUCAUCACCUUGUUAUUAAGGUGUUUCCAUAAUUAAGGGGUUGGAGAGAGUUGGAAGGAGCCAGGAAUGCUCCAGUGUGUGUAUGGCCCUCCUAGUGGCUGAUACUGAUUCAACAACAUCGGCCAAAAAUUGUGUCCUUUCUCUCCUUCAGCAUCUGGAGCAGAUUACGGUGUGUAGUAUCCUGCUUUUAGACACAGGAAAAGUGAUUUAAUGGAAAGCAGGUCUGCUCCUGUUCCUGAAGAGGAAAGUUUUGCAAUUCACUGCUUUGAUUUAGUUUCUGUAGCUUGGGUACAAGUUUUUGAAACCAAGGGUAUGGAAUAAAACUUUUCAAAGACA